Perognathus longimembris pacificus (Pacific pocket mouse) is the source of this 5992-nucleotide messenger RNA. RefSeq names its product YY1 transcription factor (gene Yy1). The transcript is spliced from 5 exons. Gene Ontology annotation, cellular component: transcription regulator complex; PcG protein complex. Gene Ontology annotation, biological process: regulation of transcription by RNA polymerase II. Lineage: Eukaryota; Metazoa; Chordata; Mammalia; Rodentia; Heteromyidae. Gene Ontology annotation, molecular function: RNA polymerase II cis-regulatory region sequence-specific DNA binding; DNA-binding transcription factor activity, RNA polymerase II-specific. The coding region runs from base 161 to 1417 and encodes 418 amino acids. The record is from RefSeq and is a predicted model, not a curated record.
CCCGCCCCUUCCCCCGCCGCCCGCCCCCUCUCCCCCCCCCCCGCCCGCUCGCCGCCUUCCUCCCUCUGCCUGCCUUCCCCACGGCCGGCCGCCUCCUCGCCCGCCCGCCCGCAGCCCCGGAGCCCAGGCCGCCGCGGCCGUGGCGGCGGAACUCUCAGCCAUGGCCUCGGGCGACACCCUCUACAUCGCCACGGACGGCUCGGAGAUGCCGGCCGAGAUCGUGGAGCUGCACGAGAUCGAGGUGGAGACCAUCCCGGUGGAGACGAUCGAGACCACGGUGGUGGGCGAGGAGGAAGAGGAGGACGACGAGGACGAGGACGGCGGCGGCGGGGACCACGGCGGCGGGGGCGGCCACGGGCACGCCGGCCACCACCACCACCACCAUCACCACCACCACCACCACCACCCGCCCAUGAUCGCCCUGCAGCCCCUGGUCACCGACGACCCGACCCAGGUGCACCACCACCAGGAGGUGAUCCUGGUGCAGACGCGCGAGGAGGUGGUGGGCGGCGACGACUCGGACGGGCUGCGCGCCGAGGACGGCUUCGAGGACCAGAUCCUCAUCCCGGUGCCGGCGCCGGCCGGCGGCGACGACGACUACAUCGAGCAGACCCUGGUGACGGUGGCGGCGGCCGGCAAGAGCGGCGGCGGCGGCGGCGGCUCCUCGUCGGGCGGCGGCCGCGUCAAGAAGGGCGGCGGCAAGAAGAGCGGCAAGAAGAGUUACCUGGGCGGCGGGGCCGGCGCGGCGGGCGGCGGCGGCGGCGCCGACCCGGGCAACAAGAAGUGGGAGCAGAAGCAGGUGCAGAUCAAGACCCUGGAGGGCGAGUUCUCGGUCACUAUGUGGUCCUCAGAUGAAAAAAAAGAUAUUGACCAUGAGACGGUGGUUGAAGAACAGAUCAUUGGAGAGAACUCGCCUCCUGAUUAUUCAGAAUAUAUGACGGGCAAGAAACUCCCUCCUGGAGGGAUACCUGGCAUUGACCUUUCAGAUCCUAAGCAGCUAGCAGAAUUUGCGAGAAUGAAGCCAAGAAAAAUUAAAGAAGAUGAUGCUCCAAGAACAAUAGCUUGCCCUCAUAAAGGCUGCACAAAGAUGUUCAGGGAUAACUCUGCUAUGAGAAAACAUCUGCACACCCACGGCCCCCGAGUCCACGUCUGUGCAGAGUGUGGCAAAGCUUUCGUUGAGAGCUCAAAGCUAAAGCGACACCAGCUGGUUCAUACUGGAGAGAAGCCCUUUCAGUGCACAUUUGAAGGCUGCGGGAAACGCUUUUCACUGGACUUCAAUUUACGCACGCAUGUGCGAAUCCACACCGGAGACAGGCCCUAUGUGUGCCCCUUCGACGGUUGUAAUAAGAAAUUUGCUCAGUCAACUAACCUGAAAUCUCACAUCUUAACACAUGCUAAAGCCAAAAACAACCAGUGAAAAGAAGAGAGGAGACCCUUCUCGCCGGUGGGAAGCAUCUGCAGGAGUGAUUGGGAAUCCAUAUGCCUCUCCUUUGUAUAUUAUUUCUAGGAAGAAUUUUAAAAAUGAAUCCUACACACCUAAGGGACAUGUUUUGAUAAAGUAGUUAAAAUUAAAAAAAAAAACUUUAAUAAGAUGACAUUGCUAAGAUACUCUAUCUUGCUCUGUAAUCUCGUUUCAAAAACACGGUGUUUUUGUAAAGUGGUCCCAACAGGAGGACAAUUCAUGAACUUCGCAUCAAAAGACAAUUCUUUAUACAACAGUGCUAAAAAUGGGACUUCUUUUCACAUUCUUAUAAAUAUGAAGCUCACCUGUUGCUUACAAUUUUUUUAAUUUUGUAUUUUCCAAGUGUGCAUAUUGUACACUUUUUGGGGAUAUGCUUAGUAAUGCUAUGUGUGAUUUUUCUGGAGGUUGAUAACUUUGCUUGCGGUAGAUUUUCUUUAAAAGAAUGGGCAGUUACAUGCAUACUUCAAAAGUAUUUUUCCUGUACAAAAAAAAAAGUUAUAUAGGUUUUUGUUUGCUAUCUUAAUUUUGGUUGUAUUCUUUGAUGUUAACACAUUUUGUAUAAUUGUAUCGUAUAGCUGUAUUGAAUCAUGUAGUAUCAAAUAUUAGAUGUGAUUUAAUAGUGUUAAUCAAUUUAAACCCAUUUUAGUCACUUUUUUUUCCAAAAAAAUACUGCCAGAUGCUGAUGUUCAGUGUAAUUUCUUUGCCUGUUCAGUUACAGAAAGUGGUGCUCAGUUGUAGAAUGUAUUGUACCUUUUACCACCUGAUGUGUACAUCCGUGUAACAGAAAGGGCAACAAUAAACUAGCGGUCCUACAGAGAGAACAUGGCAGAAGAAGAUCUGUAAGCACAGUCUUAUUUUCUUUUAUUGUCCAAAAUACUUAAAAAUUCUUGAGCCUCCCAGAAAUUGGAAGCUUAAAUAAAGCAACUCAAGUUUCCUUUAUUUUGCACUCAAUUACAAUGACUUGUGAUUAAAUCGCUGCACGGAUAUCCUAAUCCUUCCUACAUAUCCUGAUUGAAAGACUGGUAACAGACAUCCCAAGUUGAAGAUCUACCUCAGGGCACCCCGGAUCGGCCCGUGGGUGGUGGGGUUGCCCUUGACCAUCCCAGCACGUGGGGAUGGCACGCGGUGCCACGCUGAGCCCUCGGAUGCUAAAGCCGUCACUGGCAGCGGGUGCGGUGCGCCUGCCCCAAGGGAAAUCCAGGCCUUUCCACCACGCAGGCGGCCUGCAAAGGCGGGCAGCCCCCGUGGCUUGCCCAGCAGGAAACAUGGUCAUUGAUAAUUCGGUUUGGGAGCCUCUUUCAAAAGAAUUCUAUGUAGUGAAGUCCUUAUUAAGUGCUAGCAAAUGUGGCAAUUGAGUACCAGUAGCUUGAUUUCUAUGCUUCUGCGUGGACUCUUGAGUACAGAUUGGCAAGGUGAUUAGAUUACUAGAGAAUUGUACUCAGUGAGUACUUACGUCUCAUGUUGUGACCUCUUUAAUGUAUAAUUUUUGAAUUUUACUUACGAUCAAAUAUCAGACUUGUUAAUAACUAUUUUGUAAACUGCCGUGAUACAGCAAAAUCCCAUCUAGUCCAAAUGCAGACAUACUGUGUUGUGUGUCUUUUUGUGGUGUAUGCUUGACUCUGCAAGGUAAUUGAGAAACUAGCUAAUAUCAGGUUUAUUUAUAGAGUGGCCAGGACACCAUGUGGUCAGCUGGGUCGCCUGAGCGCGUGGAUAGCUCCCUCACCAGGAAGGCCGGUAAUGGGCCCCGGCUCUGUGGGAUUUUGAAGUGCCUUUAUUUGUCCAGAAUCUGUUAGCUGUUGAGUAGUUGGCUGGAACUGAGGUUACUCGCAAGUCCUCGGCUGCUGUCUGGAUACACUAGACUUUGCUGUGUCUGGCAGUCAGGACGGAUGGACGCGAGGCCGUCCUGGCCGUCGCGGGGCCCCUUCAAGCUGACUGCCCUAUGCUAAAGCUUCCCAGACCUGCCUGGGCAGAAUCUCUUCUUGGAGCCCUUGUAAGCGUCCGUGCCCUUGCUCCUCCCUGGUGUGGCCGCACCACAACGCCACGCGAUCCGGUGCCACAGCACCCUCGCCCAGCUUUAUGCCGCAUUCUAUCGAGCUUGGCCCUGUCCUCAGCGCCCUGCCCCAGGUCCCACGACGGGGACGCCCGGCCAGCAGCCCUGAGAGCCAUGCUUCGCCCUGCGGGAGCCAGGCCCCCGCGUGCAAGGUGGGCCCUCCUCUGUGCCUUGAUGCCGUGGGGUCCAGACGCCCUCGGUCAUCUCUCCCUCCCUCCCGUCUGGGUAGAACUGUCACCACGCCUCUUGCCCCCUCUGUGUUCACGUCUUUCUCAGAGUCUGCACUUCUGUAAGAAACUUCAUUUGGGGUUGAAAGAAAACUUGACGUGCGUGCGGUUCCUUGGUUGACCUGGCGCCCUGAACUUCACAACAGUAGUGUAGGAAACUAGUGAAAGAGCAACAAUGUAAAGACUAGUGGUAAUUCUCAUUGGGUGUGACUUAAGCCCAUUUGCUUGUUAGAAUUUAUAAUUUUGUUAAAGAUUAAUUUACUAAAAGUUAAACCGUGUUCUAAUAGUCCAUUGUCUUGAGAAUUAAUCUGAUUUAUAUAUGUAAUACGGAUAGACAUAUUUUCUUACAUCCAAGCAGAAAUAAGUGCAUGUUUCUAGCAUAUGUAACAUUGGAAGGAAAAAAAAAACUCCAGAGGAUAAGUUUACACUUAACAAGAUGUUGUUUUCUAUUUUUUGAAUUUCUUAUUAUUCCCCCCUCUUUGGUAGUGAGGUUGGGGGGCAUGAUAUUUGUAUAAAGAACUGUCACCCCAGAGUGACAUUUAUUUUCCAGGGUGGCGUGGAGCUCAUGCUGUUUUCAUAUGCUAUCUAUGCUUUGCCUAGGCUUGAGGCCUGAGGAGUUGAGAAAAAUCAAGGUUUUCUUUUGUUUGGUUUCACACACGAUUGCUUCCGAAUGUCGCGCGUUCUGGUCAUUGAAGAGUAGGAACCUUGAAGCAGUGAGCGGCGCCUGCGCCUGUUGCUAAGCAGCCUUGUGUCAGUUCACUUCUUCCCAGGGAUGAAAGCCCUCGUGUCCACGCCCACCUGGGCCGGUUGCUGUCCCACCCGCGCCCGCAGUGGAGCAGCGCUCACCUGGGCCAGUGACUGUACCCCAUUGCUGUCCGGCUAGAGUUCAUGUCCAUGGCCCAGGAAAAGCCAGCCCUGAAACAAACGUGCGGAUUCUACCCAGCCCCCGCGACCAGCAGCUAGAUCUGACGGUGCGUUUUGACUCUAAUAGAACAUGAGCAUGGCGCAGGACACGUAACAGUCUCUAAAUGCUCUUGACCCCUGGACGCAGGCCACAGGAGAGGGGACAGACGAGGUGCUCCUUGGCACCCACCUGACCUGGGGACCCUGCUGAGCGGCUUCCCCCUGGCUUGGCUGCUCCUCGCCGGGCACCCGAUCACCUUAUCGCUGCACCCUUGGGAUUAGUGUAGCCACAGCACCUCCCCUGAGUUUUGAGGCCUACUCGGGCCAGGCAGGUGCGUUUCACACAAGCUCCGCCCUCGGGAGUGCCUGGUGGCCCUGGCCCCGCGCUUGGUAGUGGGUUCCCGAUAGCAGGAGGUUCGCCUCUGAGUCUGCAGUUAAUGAAUGGCUGGAGCUCAUGCACAAGCCACUGACGGUGGACUUGUCUUGCUCGUGCUCAGGUUGUGUUCAGCUGCUUUGGUUGUGGGAGAAUGGCGUAAGUGCAGGCCCUCGAGACCCGCGUCGGGCCCCAGGGCCCAAAUACUCAGUGGGGUGCCGGGAACGCCUUUUGAGUUGACAGUGUCACGGUGUGGUGCGAGCGGUGGGUGACCAGUGUGUGGGCAAAGAGCAUGCGUGGAAGGGAAUGUUGGCACAGGGUGUGAGCUGCUGCACAGGGCUCGUGGCCAGCCCGAACCGUGGCCCCCAUAUCCCAGGCCUGCGUGGGACACGACUGCAUUGAUCUCAGACAGAGCGCUUGGUCUUCCACAGAGUGAUGAAAUGGAUGUAUGUACCCUUUCCUUAAGGACCCUCAGGCACCCUAAAAACAGCAUGCGGGCAUUGGGGCGGCAGCCGGCUGCGCUGGACUGCCCGCCGUCCUUUCUGGGGCUGCACGCGGCUAGCUGCAUGGGCCGGGGAGGGGACAAGGCGGCACCAAAUGGGAGUCACCUCUUCCGACAACGCCAGCAGCUGCCAGGCUCUUACCUACAGAUGGCAUGGGAAUUUCUGGGUUUGGGUUUUGGGUUUGUUUCUGGGUUUUUGGGUUUUUUUUGCUAACUUCUGUAGGCACUGGCCUGAGGACUUAGCACUGUGUCUCAUGUACAUCUUUUCAAGUGUUUUUUGCUGUUUCUGGAAUUGUCCUUGUUUUUUUUCCCUUAGCUCAUAGGUCAUAGACGCAGACAUAUUAUAGUAUUUAAGGCACCUGCAUCAAGCAUCAGAUGGCUUUGCAUCCAGAAAAACAUUGAUAACUCAGUCUGACGCACCAAGCAUGUGUAACAUGGCUCUACAAAGUAUAAUAAACGCAUAAUGUUAAGCUUU